AUGAUGAGGGAUGGCAAAAUCUACCGAGGUGCAAUUUCUAGCAAGCUGCUGGCCUUCCUCAUUCUUUUCGCGUCGGUCAGCGCUUUGCCCGAGGAUACGAGGCUCUCGAAGGUGCCUAUAGCCGAGCACCAUUUUCUCUUGGGAGGUCAAAGUGGCCAAGAUGGUGGCCACGUCAACCGACACCUCAGAGCUGGUAUGAAGAACCAAGGGAGUAAGCUCGCCAGCAGUGAGGAGAGGGGGCCUAUUGACGAAGUUAUCGCGGGUACCAAGAAGCUGUGGGGGAAAGUGAAGCCCAAUCACCAGCAGGCAGCCGACGAGUUGUUUGCCAGUUUGAAAAUCCAGAAACCAACGUCCGACGUGUUGAAGAAUCCGCUCCUUCUGAACUGGAUCGGAAAAGUCAACAAACUCCAUCCGUUGACCUCUCAAGCGGAUCAAGAGAUUCUCGCGAAAAUGACGGGUCUCUACGGUCUUGAGGCUCUUUCCGCGAUGAUAGUGGCGGCCAAGAGAUCACCCGAUGUGAAGGCAAUCGCGCUCGCCACCAAACUUGAGACUGCCCAGCUCAACAACUGGAUGACUCAAGGCAGAAAUGUUGACGACGUCCUGCGACUGCACCUGCUCAAGCUCGACGACCAAGGGAGCGCGCUCUUCAACAACCCCGUUGUAAAUAUGUGGGCGUUUGCUGCCAAACUCGAGAAGAACCGGGCAGGGGAGGCGAUGGUCCGGUCGCUGACGACUCACUACGACGAGGCCAGCUUGGCCAGGCUGUUACUCCCUGCGAAGAAGAAAUCGCCAGAGCUGGACGCAAUCGCCACUAGAAUUGAGGACGCACAGCUGAAGAAAUGGAUGCUAAACGAUGAAAAGCUCGACGAUGUCUUUCGUCUGCUCAAGCUCGACGAUGAAGGAGGCAAACUGUUCGAAAAACCCCUAGUGGAAGUGUGGGCAGCGUACGCAAUGAGGCUGGACGAGAACCGCGCAGGGGAGAUGAUGAUCCAGUUACUAGCCACACACUUCGACGACGCCAGCUUGGCCAAGAUGUUACUUGACACCAACAAAGCAACCAGUUGGUGGAAAUCCGACUAUGUUCACAUGUUUGACCAACUCAAGGAAGCCCAACGCGCGAAUUGGGCCCAACGCAAAACGGUAGACGAUGUCUUUCAUCUGCUCAAGCUCGACGAGGAAGGAGCCAAAGUCUUCGACAACCCGCUGAUACACACUUGGUCUUCGUACGCCUUCAAGCUGGAUCGUGACCACGAGGGAGAGAUGAUGUUUCGGUCCCUGAGGACUCACUACGAUGAAGUUACCCUGACUACUAUGCUGGCUCAAGCGAAACCCUCAAUCACUACGGGGCCAGUAAUCUCGGAACUUGAGGCUGCGCAACGCAAACUGUGGACGGAUAGCGGCAAAACGGUCGACGACGUCUUCCGCCUUCUCAAGCUCGGUGGCGAAGGGGACAAACUGUUCCAAGGCCCCGUGGUAAAACUUUGGGGUAUGUACGCAAUCAAGCGAGACAGCAAGCGCGCAGGUGAACUGAUGCUUCAGUCCCUAAUACCACACCAUGAUGAAAUCGGGUUGGUCAAGAUGCUACUUGAGGCGAAAAAAUCAUCCGAUAAUCUUCUCAGGCAAAUCGCUGCUAGAAUUGAGGACGCUCAGCUGGUAGAUUGGGCAAGGAAGGGUACAACUGUCGACGACGCCUAUCGCCUGCUCAAGCUCGACGAUGAAGGAGCCAAACUCUUCGAAAACCCGAUAGUGGAUGUGUGGAUUUCAUACGCAACCAAGCUGGAAUCCCGCGCUGCUGAGAAGGUGUUCCAGGCCCUAAUAUCUCGCUAUGAUGAUGCCAGUUUGGCUACCAUGUUAACUAGAGCGACAAGAUCGCAGGCUCUGUGGAAAUUCGCCAAUCGAGUUAAGGACGUUCAUUUCGCGAGCUGGGCUUUGAAGGGCAAAACUGUUGACGAUGUCUAUCGUCUGCUCAAACUCGAUGAAGCCGAAGAAGGCAUCAAACUCCUUGACAGCCGGGCUAUGAAAGUUUGGGAUUCGUACGCGACAAUGCUGCACAAGGAGCGCGGAGGCGAAGUGAUGCUAGCAUCCCUGAAGGCACAAUACGAAGGUGCCAGCCUGGGUCGGAUGAUUGCGUCGGCAAAGCAGUUCGGCAUGUCGGAAGAUGUGGCAACGAGGCUCGAAGCCGCACAGCUCACGAACUGGGUGGAUCGCCGCAAAAGUCUUGACGGCGUCUUCUGUUUACUAAAGCUCGACGAAGAAGGAACGAAGCUCUUCAGUAACCCAGCGGUGGGCCUAUGGGCUGCGUACGCAACUAUGCUGGACAAGGGACGCGCGAACAAGACGAUGCUAGCUUUCCUGAAGGCGCGGUAUGACGACAAAGUCUUAGCGAAUAUGUUGAUACAAGGUCGACACUACAGUUCGCUUGCCUCAAGAUUGAGCUAG
Messenger RNA from Phytophthora sojae, 2439 nucleotides. RefSeq lists its product as hypothetical. Lineage: Eukaryota; Oomycota; Peronosporomycetes; Peronosporales; Peronosporaceae. The record is from RefSeq and is a predicted model, not a curated record. Bases 1 to 2439 code for a protein of 812 amino acids. The transcript has a single exon.